Molecule: messenger RNA, 6144 nt
Organism: Labeo rohita (rohu)
Lineage: Eukaryota; Metazoa; Chordata; Actinopteri; Cypriniformes; Cyprinidae
Gene: mtf1
Product: metal-regulatory transcription factor 1
Exons: 12
Coding region: 159-2462 (767 amino acids)
Biological process (GO): regulation of transcription by RNA polymerase II
Cellular component (GO): nucleus
Source: RefSeq, a predicted model, not a curated record
AUCUGGAGUCAGUAUGCGCUGCUGUUCAUGAUGGUGCCGCUGGGAAGGAAUGAAGACGGGACCCGAUACAUAUUACAGAGGCCUCUAGCGUCUUUAUAACACUGUCCUUUUGUCGUCGGGAUAUUAUUAAUGUUGACCGGACAGAAGCAGAUGAACUAAUGACUGGAGCUUCAAUACACAGCCGCAACAAAAGCAAGCACGUGGACACGAACCCAGGACUGAGCUCCUCCAUCAGGAUCAUGGGAGAGAAUGGCCCUCUCACGGAGACAGCCAUGCUCUUUGAAGACGAGGAAGAAGAUGUGGACAAACUGGGCCGAGAGGAGGAAGAUGAGGAUAAGAUGGCCGACUUUGACAAAGACGACGGCAUAAUCUCGGGACCCUCGUCCUCCUCGGGAAGGGUCUACGAUCGCACCACUGUGCUCAUAGAGCAAGACCCCAUCCGCCUGGACGAGGAGGGCGAGGAGGACGGCAUGGCCUUCCUGCCGGAGGGAGAGGGCGAGGGAGACGAGGGCUCUCUGGCCUUCAUGGGUGACCCGGAUGGCAUGUCGCAGGGAUACAUACAUCACACCAUCUCUCCGGACCAGAUACAGUUCAUCAUUAACCCGGGAUCCACCCCUAUGCCGCGAAACAUCGAGGGCGCGACGCUGACGCUACACUCCGAGUGCCCGGAGACCAAGCAGAGAGAGGUGAAGCGAUACCAAUGCAUGUUCGAGGGCUGUACACGCACCUACAGCACGGCGGGAAACCUGCGCACGCAUCAGAAGACACACCGCGGCGAAUACACGUUUGUGUGCAACCAACAGGGCUGCGGCAAAGCCUUCCUCACGUCCUACAGCCUGAAGAUCCACGUUCGCGUCCACACAAAAGAAAAACCCUUUGAGUGUGACGUCCAGGGCUGUGAGAAAGCCUUCAACACACUCUACAGACUGAAAGCACACCAGAGGCUGCACACUGGGAAGACGUUUAACUGUGAAUCAGAGGGAUGCACCAAGUACUUCACCACACUCAGUGACCUGAGGAAGCACAUCCGCACACACACAGGGGAAAAACCAUUCCGGUGUGAUCAUGAUGGCUGUGGUAAGGCUUUCGCUGCUAGUCAUCACCUGAAAACACAUGUACGGACACACACUGGAGAAAAGCCGUUUUUCUGUCCGAGCGAUGGCUGUGAGAAGACCUUCAGCUCUCAGUACAGCCUUAAGAGUCACAUUCGAGGUCAUGAUAAAGGUCCAGCGUUCACUGUGAGCAGUCAUCCGCUGUCAGAGGAUGCGAAUCACUCGCUGUGCCUCAGUGAUUUGAGCCUCAUUUCCACAGACUCUGAGCUCCAGGAGAACCAGAAUUCUCAGGGUUUGGAUCUGAACAGUGUCACCCCCAUACGAAUCUUUGAGCUGAUGUUCCAGAGUCCUGAGAACAGUGUCAGCCCGGACGACCCCAAACCCACAGAUAACCUAGCGGAGUCUUUUGGCCUUGAGUCGUCACCUCCGACAGCUGCUGCAGACGUGUCCACUCAGCCCACGUUCCCUCAGCCCCCUUCGUCCACCACUUCCCCAUCCUGCUCCAUCACGACCCCUGCUUUGGAGGCUCAGACUCCGCCUACAACACUCCCCUCUCAGCCGGCUCCGCCUCCUCCUCCUCCUCCUCCUGCUGUCAGCAGCUCAUUAAUGACCUCCACUUUCGCCUGUGCUCCGCCAACCUCAUCACAUUCACCAGAAGUGCCCGCUCCAUCUGCACCCUCAGUCGGCCAGCAUUACAUGACACUGACCUCCACUGCUCAGCCGGUGCCUCCACCAACCGCGCCCGUAGUCUCCAGCGUGCCGGCCGCGGCGACUGAGGUGACGGCGGCAGUAACGCACACAGUGCCUUUGGCUCCUCCUCCUCCUCCUACGAUCACUAUCGCCCCCACGCUCGGCCUGCAGCCCAGCAUCGUCAUGUCCGAUCAGAACCUGCAGUGGAUCCUCAGCAGUGCCGCCAGCGCUCAACAAAACCCUGAACAACAGGGCCCAAAAGUAGAGAAAGUCUUUUUUACAACAGCCAUACCAGUCGGUGGACAUUCAGGGAACGCAGUGCAGCAGAUCGGUCUGAGUCUGCCGGUCAUCAUCAUAAAGCAGGAGGAGUCCUGCCAGUGUCAUUGUGCCUGCAGAGACUCGGCUAAAGACAAGAGCGCUGCCACCUCAAUGGAGAAGUCAAAGAACACGUCGCCGCCUCCUGUUGCACCUCCUCCGCCGCCUCCAGCCCUCCCCGAAGAACCUCGCUCCUGCUGCCCAUCCAAACAGAACCCUGCUCCAUCCCAACCUGACAGCCUGCCUGCUCCAGUGACCCCCAACACCCCCAGCGAUGGUCUGGCCAGCAUGGAUGUCUCAGAUCUGCUCAGUCCAGACACCACGGCCAACAUAGAGGCCCUGCUCAUGGUGGCGGAUGAGUUCGCCAUGGCUGAUGGAGCUGGCAGCAGCAGCUGCGCCCCCUAGAGGUUCAGUCCUCACUCUUCAUCUGUACCGUGUACGGAUGGGUAUCUCACACACACCUGUACCUCUGCUAUAGGCACGCAUCUCUCCCUGUGUGAUCCUGACCCGAGCAUCUGGGUUUUGGUGCGCUUGAAAGGGAGAGUAGCAGGCGGAGCAGUUUAGGGCACCAGGAAAAGUAGUUUAGUUGCUUCUCAAAAUGAUUUGAGUCUCUGUAGUGUUUUAACCCCGCCAUUUCGGUAGACUAUUUCAGAGAUUAUUUAAAGAUCAAAAUCUGCUUAUAGAGAUUCACCAUACUAAAGAUGAGUUUUCACCCCGGCCACAUGCUGUACUUGAGUUUAAACUUGAAACCCACUAGAUCGAUGGGAAUGUACUUCGCGUUAGUUCACUGGUGUAUCGGAGACUUCAACAGCAAGGCCUUCAUCACAGUUUGUGGGUAAUGAAGUCAUCUACGAAAAGUCCUGCACAUUGAAACAUUGAAGUAUUUUAUGUGUAAUUUAUUAGAAAGGCUGCAGUGCUCAUAAUAAUAAUAAUAAUAAUAAUAAUAAUAAUAAUGUGAUUUUUGAGAUAUUUUAUUUUACAGUUUGUCACAGGAUAAACUGCGAUGAACAUUUACCUGCCUUUUAAAUGUAAUUUAGAGGUUUGUUUGGCUGCCUAUAACUUAGUAUUUAAUUUUAUAUAUGUUAAUUUAUUAAAAUACUCAAUUGUUGGAUAAAUGUAGCUCUUUUUCCCAACUUUUCACAAAAUUUUCCUUCUCUGUUCCCCAAACUAGGCAGAUAGUCUUUCUUUAAGUGAAUCUCACAAAAGUUUUUUUUUCUAGGUCAUAUUUCCCACAAUCAGAAGGAAAAUAUCAAAUGGUACUUUUUGCAUAAAGAAAAUAAACUAUUAGAGACAAUUUCAUACCCAAUUCUCAUUAUAACUAUGUAAAAAAAAAAAAAUUGUGCUGGGUAACGAUUAAUCACGAUGAAUCGCAUCCAAAAUAGAAGUUUUUGUUUAUAUAAUACAUGUGUAUGUACUGUGUAUAUUUAUUAUGUAUAUAUAAAGACACAAAUACAGUAUGUAUUUUGAAAAUAUUUCUGUGUAUAUAUUUAUAUUAUAUAUAAAUAUAUUGAAUAUAUAAACAUAUUUUUCCUAAAUAUAUACAUGCUUCUGUGUGUAUUUUACAUACAAAAUAAAUAAUAAAUAUACACAGUACACACACAUAUAUUAUGUACACACAAACUUUUAUUUUGGAUGCAAUUAAUCAUUGCCCAGCUGUGUGUGUGUGUGUGUGGAUAUAAUGUGUAUAUAUGUAUAUGUGUGUAUGUGUUUAAAAAUGAUAUUGUCUAAAUUUACUAAUAAUACUGCUAAUAUGGAGCCCCACACAUGACAUGAGGGAAAAAUAUAUAUAUAUAUAUAUCUCAUGGCCACAAAUUACGAAUUUAUUUUCACGACAUGAUUUACUAAUUUGUUAACUUGUUUUAUUAAAAUCAUGACCACAAUUUACUAAUUCAUAUCCUUCUUGUAAAUUGUGCCCACUAUUUACUAAUUUGUUACCUAGUUUUAGUUUAAAUGAGGGAACAAAUUAGUAAAUUGGGUGGCAAUGAACAAAGAAUUUGUGGAAAUGAGUUCUUAUUUUUUGGCUGCAAAAUCUCAGAUGUGUGUGUGUGUGUCAUGUAAAGCAGCUCCGUAUAUUAAUCAAAUGCAAAAAAUGACUUUAUGCAAAAAAUAGAUGUUUUUUCCAGUGAUUUUGUGGAUGAAAUAUGACCGCUCUUAAACACUCAAACGCUUUUGCCUUUGUGAUGGGUAUACAGUUGGGUUUCCUUUCUUAUUUCUCAUUGGUUGUUACAGAUCUCUGUUUCCCGCCUCUGAUCAGCGUCUCCCUGCACUUUUCCUUUCGUGAACCCCGUUUCUAAACCCGCGUGAGUCUCUUGUGACCCGCUCAGGGAUACAGAAAAACAAGCAGCGGUAUUUUCUGAGAUGAUGUGUGCAUUCGUACGUGUGUGUGUGUGUGUGUGUGUGUGUGUGUGUGUCUGUAUUUAUGGGUUCCUGACCAGAUAAGCAGACACAACUCAUCAGAUCUGUUGUUUUUAUUAAUCUGCUUGUAGUGCACUACCCAGCCACGGUUCAGCCGACCCGGCCAACGCCCCUCAUUUAUAUACCACUGCUGUAUAGAGGUUUUAAAGAGCUGACCGUAAUGUAAAUAUAUAGUACAUUUGAAAUGAUAAAUGUUUAAGCCUUUAGAUUGUAUUUGUAUUUUUGUAUAGAACUAUGAGAAAUCAGACAUUGGGUGUGAGAUGAGAGACGUGACUCUGCACUGCCUUUACUGUCACCUGUGCAUCUCUUAUGCAGUACGUAGUUCUCCGCAGAUCCUUGUGUUUCAGACUCACGUAGGACAGGAAUUGCCUUACAGCUCAUCAUAGUCAUUUCAUUUCAGCAUGAACAUGGAGAAUUGGAAUCGGAUAGAUAUUACUGAGCGAGCCUUUUCCUAUCCAGUGCCAAAUUAAACCGUGAACUGACAGUGAAGCUACGUGUUAAUCGGUUGCUUUGUUAUUUACCCACUACAUUUCCUUUUUAAAUAUCUAUUAAUGGGACCUGUGCAAACUUAGUACUGGAACGUUAUGGCGCAAUCUUUUUGAACAACACAGUUGUUUCCCUAAUAAAUGCACUUACUUUGGGGUCCAGCCAAUAUAACGAUCAACCGUACCUUAAUAAUAAUAAUGCUUUCUGACCUUAUUGUUUGUUCACAUUUUGCAUAGGACUUCAUUUCGAUUGAAACUGUUAUUAUUCAUCACCUAACAAAAAUAAGUAACUAUGCAAUGUCAUAGAGCAUAUAGAAAAACAUCAGAACACUCCAUCUGUACAUGUUCAUGAGUCAAAUAUCAUUUGUCGGCAUUCACUGGUCAUUUUAGCAUAUGCAAGUCAUCAUAUAAAGAAACGGCCGUGUCCUAUUGCAUUGAGUAUUUCAAGCCUGUUUUUUUUUUUCCCUUAAGUCUCGCCUAUUAAAAUGUUUGUGUUGUGUACAGUUAUGUUUGAUGUGACUUAAUCGGUUUCGUUUUGUAUCUGGGCAUUGCAAUGUUAUAUAUAUAUAUAUAUGUGUGUAUAUUUUUUCCUGUUGAAAAUUAUUGCUGCUUCAGUGUGUUUGUUUUUUUGGUUUUUUUUUUUAUUGUCCCCCACCUGACAUGAAAAUCUUGCAUUUGUUUUAUUGUUGGAAAAUACUGAUGAAAGAACUUGCUUGACUGUCAAAUCCUGGUUUUAUUCCUGCUCAAGAUCAACUCUUGUUCAUGUAAACUCAAUGUUUGUUUUUUUUUUUAAUCAUUCCACCUUUAUCAGGUGCCAUCAUCAUCACACAUGGGUCUUUUCAAGGCAUUAACCUAUGAUUUGGUCCUUCAGUGCAGCAAACUAGCUUAGCGAACAGUUGCGUUUCCUAGAUAUUUAUUCUGAAUUUCUUCUGGUUCAGGCAGCAUCAAAGGACACUAGACAAGAGGAAAAGUUGGUCUGGCAUGUUAGUUAAGGUAAAGAGGAAACAAAUGCUUCCAUAAGGACUGCUUUUGAUACCCAAAGUGUGAGGAAACUGUAAAGAUCUGUAUUUUUAAAGAAUGUAUAAUGUGAAAUUUUUUCUCAUAUGCUUGUUUUGUAUAAAGUAUUAUGUAUUAUGGCAAAGUAAUAACUUUUUGAAUCAAAAAGCAAUACAAUACCAGUAAAAUCC